Molecule: messenger RNA, 2391 nt
Organism: Zymoseptoria tritici IPO323
Lineage: Eukaryota; Fungi; Ascomycota; Dothideomycetes; Mycosphaerellales; Mycosphaerellaceae
Exons: 5
Coding region: 1-2391 (796 amino acids)
Biological process (GO): hydrogen peroxide catabolic process; cellular response to hydrogen peroxide
Cellular component (GO): cytosol
Molecular function (GO): heme binding; catalase activity
Source: RefSeq, a predicted model, not a curated record
AUGAAGGGUUGUCUCAAUCAUCUGCUGCCCGUGUUGGCCAUCACCAACGCCCUCGGUGUCGAUGCCCUCUGCCCGGCCUUGAACGCCAGAGGAGCCUCCGAAAACAUCCUUGCUGCUCCUCAUGGCAAUCUGGAAGCCCGCUACGCCGCUGCUCCACCCGACAAUGGCAGAUGUUCCCGCAUCUCGAAGGCAGCCGGCGGUGGAACUCGUUCCCACGACUGGUGGCCGUGCGAGCUCAGCCUCAAUGUUCUGCGUCAGAACGCGCAGAGCACGAUUCCGCUUCAGGCGAAUUUCGAUUACGCUACGGAGUUCGCCAAGCUUGAUGUCGAGGAACUGAAGAAAGAUCUCUUGAAGCUUCAGACCGACUCUCAGUCAUGGUGGCCUGCGGACUUCGGCAACUACGGUCCUUUCUUCAUCCGGAUGUCAUGGCACAGUGCCGGUACCUACCGAGCGACUGAUGGUCGCGGUGGCUCUGGUGCUGGUCAACAGCGUUUCGCUCCUCUGAACAGCUGGCCGGACAAUGCCAGCUUGGACAAGGCUCGACGUUUGUUGUGGCCGGUCAAGCAGAAGUAUGGCCAGAAGAUCUCCUGGGCUGACUUGUUCGUGUUCGCCGGCAACGUCGCCAUGGAAAGCAUGGGCUUUCCCACGUACGGCUUCGCAUUCGGCCGCGUGGAUACCUGGCAGGCGGAUGAGAGCAUCUACUGGGGUGGCGAGGUCGAGAUCUUCCCGAGCAACAAGAGUAACGCGGUCCGUUACGAUGGCAGCGAUGAUCUUGCCGAUCGCGCGGACAAACUCGAGGACCCACUUGCAGCCGUGGAUAUGGGGUUGAUCUACGUUGAUCCUCGUGGACCCAAUGGUGUGCCAGACCCGUUGUUGUCUGCCAAGGACAUUCGCAAGACCUUUGGCCGUAUGGGCAUGAACGACACAGAGACCGUGGCCCUGAUCGCCGGCGGUCACGCCUUUGGAAAAUGCCAUGGUGCCGUCAAAGGCGGCUCGAACAUCGGACCCGAACCCAACAAUGCACCAAUCGAACAGCAAGGAUUCGGAUGGCAGAACAGCGUCGGCACUGGAGCUGGUGUAGACGCAUACACCAGUGGUCUAGAGGUCAUCUGGUCCGACAAGCCGCUCGAAUGGACCAACGACUACCUGAAGUCCCUCCUGACGAACAACUUCACUCUCGUCCAGAGCCCAGAUGGUGCACCUCAGUGGGAGGCACUCGACGGACCAGAGAUCUACCCGGAUCCAUUCGUUUCCGGCAAGUUUCGAAGGCCGACUAUGCUGACCAGCGAUUUGGCCCUUCGCGACGACCCGGUCUAUGGAGAAAUCUCGAACUCCUUCUUCAAGGACUUUGACCUCUUCACAGAAGUGUUCUCCAAGACUUGGUACAAACUCCUGCACCGCGACAUGGGUCCAAGCUUUCGUUAUCUGGGACCAUAUGUUCCUAAAUCCGAGCCUUUCCUCUGGCAGGAUCCUCUCCCGGCAGCUCCGUCCGUCAUCAUUGACGAUGCCGACAUCGCCCAACUCAAGAGCAAGAUUCUUGGCAGUGGGUUGAACAGCUCAGAGCUUGUCACCACCGCCUGGGGCGCGGCCUCAAGCUUCCGCAUCUCUGACAAGCGCGGCGGAGCCAACGGUGGUCGUAUCGCCCUUGAACCUCAGCGCUCUUGGGUGGCCAACAACCCUGAGCGCCUUGCAACAGUUCUAGCAGGCUUGACAGACGUCCAAAAGCAAUUCAACUCGGGCGGAAAGCAGGUCUCUCUCGCCGACCUGAUCGUUCUCGGUGGUGCCGCAGCCAUCGAAAAAGCCGCCGCAGAAGCCGGAGUCACCAUCACCGUGCCCUUCACGCCCGGCCGCGUUGAUGCAACCCAGGACCAAACCGAUGUCGACUCCUUCAACUACUUACAAUCCAAGGCAGACGGCUUCCGGAACUACGGCAAAGGCGACAGCCGCUCCACAACGGAGGAACUCUUGGUCGACAAGGCCGGCCAGCUAUCUCUCAGCCCUCCCGAGCUGACCGUCCUUGUCGGUGGCCUCCGCGCUUUGAAUGCCAACUUCGACGGCUCGGCGGUGGGUAUCCUGACUUCCCGCCCGGGUCAGCUUACGAACGACUUUUUCGCCAAUCUGUUGGACAUCACCUACACGUGGGCGCCGGUUGAAGGUUCGAACAAUGAGGUCUUCAUCGGCACGAACAGAAAUACCAAGGAGGUGGUGUACACUGCUUCCCGCUCGGACUUGAUCUUUGGCUCGCACCCGGAGCUUAGAGCCAUUGCGGAGGUGUACGCUUCGGCGGACGCGCAGGCUAACUUCGUUGCGGACUUUGUCAAAGCUUGGGCGAAAGUCAUGGACUUGGAUCGGUAUGAUAUCAAGGGCCGUCCUCAGAACGAUGUCCAGUAG